Molecule: messenger RNA, 615 nt
Organism: Meleagris gallopavo (turkey)
Lineage: Eukaryota; Metazoa; Chordata; Aves; Galliformes; Phasianidae
Source: RefSeq, a predicted model, not a curated record
UGGGGUCCGUCCCGCGGAUUCCCAGGGGUCUCCCACGCUGCUGUUCCCACAGAGCCCAUCAACACCUUCCAUGGGAUCCAGCACAACGAGGACGAGCCCAUCCGGGUCAGCUACCACCGCAACAUCCACUACAACUCCGUCGUCAACCCCAACAAAGCCACCAUCGGGGUGGGGCUGGGGCUGCCGUCCUUCAAACCCGGGCUGGCGGAACAGUCGCUGAUGAAGAGCGCCAUCAAGACGUCGGAGGAGUCGUGGAUCGAGCAGCAGAUGCUGGAGGACAAGAAACGCGCCACCGACUGGGAGGCCACCAACGAGGCCAUCGAGGAGCAGGUGGCCCGCGAGUCCUACCUGCAGUGGCUGCGUGACCAGGAGAAGCAGGCCCGGCAGGUCCGCCUGCUCCCAUCCCACACUGCUGUGGGUUCUGGGUCCCGCUUCGCACCCCUCGAUCCCGCAGCGCCCUCUCGUCCCACCCUCGCCCCAUUCCACCUCCACUCUCCCUAUCCCCCCCCCCCCAUUCUUUUGCCCAUACUUUAUGGAGCCCCGGGAUCCCCCGUCCUCCCACAUGGGGAGGAAUUCCCUGCUGCUCCCAUGUAAGACUGCAUGUAUACGGCGUCA